Messenger RNA from Amoebophrya sp. A120, 3558 nucleotides. Lineage: Eukaryota; Dinophyceae; Syndiniales; Amoebophryaceae. The record is from the annotation of a GenBank genome assembly.
GAACAAAGAGCUUGCAUCCGAAGGCGAGAACUGCGAGACCCGGAAAUUGUCCAAGUCCGCAUGCUCGCGCGUGAGCCUGGGCCUGCAACUGUUUGAAACGGACGAGAAACAACUAUUGCCGGCGUCACCUCCUGCGGCCGAUCUUCUGCAGGUCUUUGAAGGACAACAGAAAGCGCAGGAGGAUCAUAGUCCCCCCCUCGAUUCCUCGACGGAGUCUCCGGUUUCCCCGCGAUCGCGUUCGGAAGGAAAGAAGAGCUCGAAUGUGUUCGAUUCAUCGUGGUCGUCGCGCCGCCGCCCAGGUCCUCCAGACGGAGUGACGAAAAUUUCGGCAGCCUCUGGAGGAGAAAUAAAGAACUCGUUUCUACUUCCCAAGGCUGGAAACACAAUUGUAGCAAGCUCAAGUGAUGUCGGAGCAGCUAGCUCUCGCGAAGGGCAGUGUCCUCCGGUCGGUCCCUCUGGUGCGAUUCCCGUUCUUUCAGGUUCUGCGCCACACCCGAAUAAAGAUUCUGCAGUUCUUUCUUUUGCAGACGGAAGGGGCGGAAGUUCAGAUGAGUGUGGAGAAUACGAAGUGAUAGACAAAAUCUUCAUGGUGAAGCGUUCGGACGGUUCUAAGGGCAUCCUCUGUAAGCCAAGCAAUAGACCACGAGGCGCCGGCAGAGAUUCAAAAGGCGAUGCGGCAAGUAAGACCAACAACUUGAAUAACAUGAUAGAGGAAGAUGACGACGACGAUCAGCAGCAACAGGGGGAUCUGUUUGACGAACAAAGUAGUCUCAGACAGAACAAGAAAAGUAAGAGAAAGAGUGCCAAGAAGGCUACGACGCGAGCUCAUACAUCGUUUGCUGAUCCGACGAUCGAGAUCUUUCUGGAGGCGGUUCGUUGUGAUCUGAAUCGCAACGAGACCUUCAAGGCAUACUUCCCGGACCAGCAGCAGAGCGACUUCUCUUACCUCAAGCAUACUUUCGCAGACGAGUCUGAGUCAUGGAAGUUGCGGCACGAAGAAUGCGAAAAGUUUCGGAAACAGUAUUGUGAACUCGUUCUCAGCAAACCACAAGUCAAUGCCUUUGACAGCAGCAGCUUCACGGAAGAGGAGAAAGUCAAGAUCCGGAAGAGCUUGCCAAGCCGUUUGCUUCAAUGGGAAAUACUACAGAUGACGGACCACGAACUGGACCGGAUGGAAAAGGAAGACGUUGACAAGCUCGAGGCGCUUCCAGGCUGGUCGUGGACAGCGCUGCCACAAAAGGCCGACGGAAAAGCGAAGGGGGUCCAACUAUCUUUUGCCACACUUGACGACGAACUGGACGACGAAAUGGAGGAAGAAGACGGUUUUGCUGACGUGGCCCACGAUCUCGAUCUCGUCUCCCCUCGAGAGAGCGGCAAGGACGAGAAUCAGAACGGACAGGCGUUGUUGCCUUCGUUUUUUGACCCGGAUGAAGCAAACAAGGAGCUGUGGGCGGGGUCCUUGCCAGUGCGGGAUCAGAAUGAGUUGGGUACUAGCAACAAUCUGCUAGAGGGCAUCAACGGCAACACCGGCGGUGCGGAGCAUCCCGUGGAGCAGGAAGUUCCCAGGCUUGAGGUUGCAGAUGAGAAGCUCGCGGGGGACGGUGAUGUCGUGUGUGGAAAAAUGUGCUUCGAGGACGAACUCGCGGACGAGAUGAAGCCUGACGUUGGUGAAACGAAUAACCAGCCUGCACUUGCUAUCGAGCCAAGCAGCGCGAAGAAAGACACAACAGCCGAAAAAUUAUUACCGGACUCGCCCGAGGUGAGCAAAAACAAGGAAACGGACAAGCGAAGGAAUAACGCAGUAGAAAGUUCAGAAAAGAAGCGGAGAAAGCGCGAUAAAGAAAAGAUGAUGGAAAACCUCCUUGAUCUCCUGAAAAAGAAAAAUCUUGAUCAUCUUGUUGGGGAAGAAGAGCUGAGGAACUGCAUGCCGGAGUUCGAGAACGACGGUGAGAACGCGAGAGGAGACGGACACGAGCACAGUGUCGCAGUUGCUGAGCGAGCAGCUUCUCCAGCUGCAAGGAGAGCCCGCCGAGAGGAUCCAAGCUCCAGCACGCAGAACCCGAAUGCCGUUCCCGCCGGAAACGUCGAGGACAAUACCACCGCGGGGAAAAAAUGCAAAGCUUCACUCGUGUCUAGGCAAAGCAGUACCUCCACCAAAGAUCAUGCGACGUCCGCACAGGUUGGCGGCGUGCUUCCCCGGUUGGACCCGUUUGAAAAACCAACAUCAGAUGCAGAUCCGCUGCUGGCAGCACGAGGAGGAAGAAGCGCAGCAAGUGCUCAAUUGACGAUCGGCACGACGAGCACAGGCGUUCACUCGGGCCUUGGAAGCAAUGCGGGCACCUCUGCUUCGGGGGCACGGUUGACACAUCAGGCCGCAGGGGAGCAUGGGAAUUUCAAGGCUGUCGUAACGGAUUCGCCACGAGAGCAGCGGCCAGGGUUGGAGAAGGAGAUGCAACACAAAAGCGGCGCCGACUCUGCAUACUCUUGUUCGAAGGAAGGCGGGGAAAAACAAAAAGUGCCAACAGCUGGUGGACAACCCGAGCUGAGCGAUGUCGACCGGUGGACGGAGACACCGACUUCGUUUAUUCGCUGGCACACGGUGGGAAGGGCAUGCCUAUUUGUGCCGGAAGAGGUAUGCGGCGGCGAUGCAGUUGAUGCCUCGAAACUCAGCGGCAGACGUGUCACGUACUAUCGGUUUUUAAAUAAAUCUCCGACAGCCGGAGAGCCUGCGCUGUUCGAACUGCGUGACCAGUGGCGCGGAGGCAAGGGAGACCCGCGACGAAAUCUUCUCUCUGGGCGUGACCGCUGGGUGGGACGCACAGUCUUCGAGAAGAAGACCGCUGAAGGACAAGGGACACCCGCUUCGACCUUCCGAGCGCCUCUCCAAGUGAAGGCUCCAGCCUCUACUCACUCGACAACCCAAGAUCCUACCAGUACCACUCACCGACCUGCAUCUCUUUCUCUGGUCAAGCAGCCACGGAAGCGAUCACAGGCCGCGAAACGUGCAGCGAAGGAGGAAGUCGGGCCGGGAAAUUCGCUCCUUCCUGUUGAUGGGUUUUAUUACGACGGAAUAAAGUCGCCAACCGACUGGGAUUUCUCGGGUUUAUACUACGGUCUGCAACCAGCUGCCGCCGCGAAGUCGCGGCCUUGAAUCAAAUAGAGGUCCCCGUUUCUACUAGCCGUGAAUCUCCUUCCGUCGUCGGACCCUUCCGAGCAGCUGUGCAAGUCGAAAGAAGUGAAAAUGUAGCUUUGCAGUGAGUAAAGAACCGACCACUUCACGAGUGCUUGUCUGCGACAUAACCAUGACUGAGUCUAUUGCUGCAUGGCUAAUCACAACCCUGCUCCGUACGACUGCCCAAAUCCAAAAAUUCAGCUGAGGCAGUGAGAUGCGUCUCGGACUUAGUGUUUCACAUUUUCUGGCACGUUACUAGGUGCCGCGGUCGUGUUUUGUACAAAAUGGAUAUACUUCAAGAAUAUCGGUCUACUUUUUGUAAUUCCCGCGAUUUCAUUCAAAAAGAGGAGAAGACGAAGAGCGAUGAGAGUUUGUUUCCAUUCCAU